Messenger RNA from Chara braunii, 1707 nucleotides. NCBI's taxonomy places the organism in Eukaryota, Viridiplantae, Streptophyta, Charophyceae, Charales, Characeae. The record is from the annotation of a GenBank genome assembly.
GACUUCUACAUCUACGGGUCAACAAGUCACAUCACCGUGAGGAACAUUCGCUGAAGCGUGAAGCAGUGGAAGGUACCGACACCAUAACGUAUUGAGAAGGAUGGCGAAUCGUGGAUAUUGGGAUACCGGGCGCGAUGUUGAACGUGAGCGCCGUGACACGAGACAUGAAGGGCGACGAGAAGACAGCCGCGAAGGCUAUCGUAGCGCUGGAAGGGAGUACUACCAAGAAGACGUGCGUGAAGCGGUAUGGGAUCGAGGAUACAUGUCAGGGGAACGCCGAAGGCGAGCACCACCGACAUGCUUCGAAUGCGGACAAGUCGGCCACUACCACAAUCAAUGUCCGAAGCUAACGGGCGAAGGAAGCUCACGCCAGGGCGAAGCGCGCUUGCAACCAAGGCUUGGAACGGAAGAGGAAUCACCGGAACGAGCAAAACUGAAACGACAAAUUGAAGACCUUGGAGCAUCCAUCACCUCCAUGCAGGGACAUAUCAAAGCCGAAAAUCGGAAGAAGGCGAAGAAAGAGAAACGGAGGUUAGAGAAGGCGGAGCGACUGAAGAAAGACGAGGAAGAACAACGAGCCAAAGAAAAGAAAGAGGCGAAGAAACAGGCAAAGCUCAAGGAAGCCGAGGAUUUUCGCAUGCAAAUGAGGAAAGAAGUACGUAUGGAAGCGGCAAGAGUAGCAGGGGAACUACGAGAUGUAGUGUCCGAGGAUUGGCGGGAUCAGAUCAAAGAGGAACUGAGACGCAUUGUAACAGCGAUAUUGCCGAGCGAGAAAGAGAAAGGGAAAGCUAAACAACAGUCUCCACCAUCCACCGGGAAAUCAGGAUCUGGGAGUAGUAGCAGCGCAAGUGACGUCGAAUCACUUCGACGACGUACAAGGAGACUGGCAAUAACUGAGAAGCGCAAGCGGAGCAUGGAGAAAACGCUUGGAAGCAGUUCACCUGUGAUGCAACCCGCCAAACGGACACCACGUACUGCGCAAGUUAAACCGGUGAAGUUAGCAGCAAAACUGCAGACAGCUAAGAAGGCUGACAAGAUGAAGACACCGCCUCCUCGAUGCACUCCACGACGACGCACACCACGCACGAAGAUUGCGGCAACACUGGGUACUCCCGGGAAGGAAAAUUUCAUUUGUGAGAAUAUCAGAGUACUGGCCGAAUAUGGAGCGGAUGAACUUAAGGACAUCUGCAGGAAGGAGGAAGUGGAGUACGGAAACAAGACGGUGGCAGCGAUGAAUAUCGCCGAGAAACGAGCAGCCGAGGCGUACGAUAACCCGAAUCAGGGAGUCGUUGAAGGGGAUGCAGAAGUUGAGGAGAUUGACUAGGGUGAUGCCGAAGUUGGCACGGAAUCAGGAGACGAAGCAUGAACUGAGAGGGAAGUUGAUUGUUUGUGGAAACUGUGUAGAGUGCUUGUUGAAUACCGUACGACGCUUGGAUUUGAUAAGAGAAUUGAGAGGUUGUACCGACUGAUUGUUAUCUCGUUGACUGUCAACGGCCAGGCUAAGUGGCUUACAAAGUGUAUUGGAUCAUGGCACCGAAUGUUUGAGGCAUUAGGAGUUGGGUUCGUGGACUCAUGCAACGUAGUUUACAUAUUAGCCUCACCAUGGUGUAAGGCUCAAUACGUUGGAAAAACAUGCAGGGACGUCGACGUGCGAUGGCGUGAACACACCUCACGGUGUGAUCGUCGAAGUAAAGACACGCACCUGUA